ACAAUUUCCACCAAAAAUGGCGCUUUCAUGAUUUAUCCAACCGCUUCACUCCUGUUUCAUGCACGUGUUGCUCGGGGACAUCAACGACAUUGUACAGUACAUUUAUGAUCUGUGAAAUCUGCCUGGACUGAUGGAAGAUGGAGUGGCUGUGCGCUCGCAGCGUGGCCGGCGCGGACCCCGAUACGAAGGCGAAGAUCUGUCCCCGACGACGAACCUUGAGCUGAGAGGAUUUUAUGCGUAUGGCCUGGCUGCUGAGGUCUACGCAGUAUGCGGUAUUGGUUCAUUUGUUCCCGUGACUUUGGAGCAGCUGGCAAGAGAAGGAGGAGUGCUAUGGUCAGAUAAGAAGACGCCGUGCAUUGCAAAGACUACUGGGAAAGGAGCCGCUGCUCUAGCUGCGCGAUUGCUCACGAGAGCCACUUCCACCGAUAAUAACCAAUGUGUUGUUCAUGUGCUGGGAGCUGAGCUUACCACCUCGAGCUUUGCAAUGUACACAUUUUCCCUGGCCGUUUUCACUCAGGCUCUUGCACUGGUAUCUUUCAGUUCAAUUGCAGACCAUGCAACGUACAGGAAGAAGCUCCUCGUGGCAUUCGGGUUCACGGGUGCCAUAUCCUCAAUGAUGUUCAUCUUCAUUGUACCACAGAUUUUCGUUCUUGGAUCACUUCUGACCAUUGUUGGAGUGACGUGUCUUGGCUCCUCUUUUGUCAUCCUCAACUCGUACAUCCCACUACUGGUGGCAAACCACCCGCAGACUUACGGGGAUGGGGACCAUGACAUGAACGAAGCAUCAUCCGUACCCCUAGAACCCCUUUCUCCGGGCCUGCGGCGCCGAGAAUCAUCAGAGCGUCGAGAUUUUCACACCACCACUCACUCGUCUGGACCUCAGAAGAGGGACUCACCCGCGCUCAUGCUUUCGACGCAAAUCUCUUCGAAAGGAGUCGGUAUCGGCUACAUGGCAGCCGUCUCAGUCCAAAUUAUUUGCAUACUGAUCCUAUUUGCUAUGUCGAAGUUGACUGUCUCCUCAACCCUCGCUCUCAGAAUCGCUCUCCUCUUCGUCGGGAUCUGGUGGUUCGUCUUCACAAUUCCUGCCUCACUCUGGCUCAAAGACCGCCCCGGUCCACCCCUCAAAACCGGGAUCUCAGGAGGAAGAAUAAGUUGCUGUCUAGCAUACACAUCCUUUGCCUGGUCUUCACUCUGGAAGACAAUAAAAGUGGCCGCUAAACUCCGCCAAGCAGUCAUCUUCCUCAUCGCUUGGUUCCUCCUCUCCGACGCCAUUGCCACCGUAUCUGGAACCGCAAUCCUCUUCGCCCGAACAGAAUUGCGAAUGGGAACUGUCGCCAUUGCUAUCCUCUCCAUCACCGCCACCGCGUCAGGAAUAGCAGGCGCUUCAAUCUGGCCCAUCCUCUCCCGCCGCUUCGGCUGGAAAACAAAUCACACGCUCGUCGCUUGUCUCUGCUUCAUGGAAAUUGUUCCAUUGUACGGCCUCCUCGGCUACCUCCCAUUCUUCCAAUCCUUAGGUUGGGGUGGCCUACAACAAGCUUGGGAAAUCUAUCCCCUUGGCUUUAUCCACGGUUUCGUCAUGGGCGGAAUCUCCUCGUACGCACGCUCAUUCUUCGGGCGUCUAAUUCCGCCUGGAAGUGAAGCAGCAUUUUACGCCUUGUUUGCCAUCACUGACAAGGGUAGCUCGGCCGUGGGACCGGCGAUUGUGGGUGCCAUUGUUGAUGCGACGGGGACGAUCCGGCCCGCGUUCUUCUUUCUGGCGGUGUUGAUUGCAGUUCCUGCUCCGCUGAUUUGGAUAGUGGAUGUUGAGCAAGGACAAGUUGAUGCUGUGAGGUUGGCUGGCAUUAUGAAGAAGAGUGGUCGGGAUGAUGAGAUUGAUGGGAAUGACGAGGGGCUGCAGGAGGCAGAGGGGUUGAUGAGGGAUCAUGAGUAGGUCGCUCAGUAUACGUGACACAUUCAGAUAUUGGAUACCCACAUAACAACCUUCUUCUUCUGUUCUUACUUCCCGAUUCCCCCAAAAGAGAACAAUAACUUGACAUUUCUCUAUGUAAACCUUUCAACCCAC
This is a messenger RNA of Hyaloscypha bicolor E, 2062 nucleotides long. RefSeq lists its product as uncharacterized. The coding region runs from base 131 to 1930 and encodes 599 amino acids. Gene Ontology annotation, biological process: amino acid transmembrane export from vacuole. NCBI's taxonomy places the organism in Eukaryota, Fungi, Ascomycota, Leotiomycetes, Helotiales, Hyaloscyphaceae. The record is from RefSeq and is a predicted model, not a curated record. The transcript is spliced from 4 exons.